This is a messenger RNA of Aegilops tauschii subsp. strangulata, 1517 nucleotides long. RefSeq names its product acyl-[acyl-carrier-protein] desaturase 7, chloroplastic. Gene Ontology annotation, biological process: fatty acid metabolic process. The record is from RefSeq and is a predicted model, not a curated record. Gene Ontology annotation, molecular function: stearoyl-[ACP] desaturase activity. Gene Ontology annotation, cellular component: chloroplast stroma. Lineage: Eukaryota; Viridiplantae; Streptophyta; Magnoliopsida; Poales; Poaceae.
AGUAACUCGUUGCCAACCAGGGUGGGUGGUAGGGUACGUCUCGUCGUCUAUACAUACGCCAGGCUGCCUGCUUCCAUUUGAUCCGGUUCAUAUCAUCUGAUCUGACACGGCCAGACAUGGCGACGGCGGCGGCAGCAGUGAAAAUGUCGCCUAGGUCGACCGGAUACCCUUCGUUGUGCAAACCAAGCAACACCGGCUGCUACUGCAAGCCACCGGCAGCGGCUCCGAUGAACACCUUGAGGUGUAGGAGCGCCGUGAGCAGCAGAGGAGGUCCGACGGCCGGACGGCGGGAGGAGGAGGAGGAAUGGAGGAGGUACCUUGCGCCGGAGAGGCUGGAGGUGCUGGCGCAGCUGGAGCCGUGGGCGGAGGCGAACAUGCUGCCGCUGCUCAAGCCGGCGGACGAGGCGUGGCAGCCGGCGGACAUGCUCCCGGACGCGGCGGCGCUGGGCGCGGACGGCUUCCACGCGGCGUGCCUCGAGCUCCGCGCCAGGGCGGAGGGCGUGCCGGACGCGCAGCUGGUGUGCCUGGUGGGGAACAUGGUCACGGAGGAGGCGCUCCCGACGUACCAGAGCAUGUCCAACCGCUUCGAGGGCACCCGCGACGCCACCGGCGCCGACGGCACCGCCUGGGCGCGCUGGGUCCGCGGCUGGUCCGCCGAGGAGAACCGCCACGGCGACGUGCUCAGCCGCUACAUGUACCUCUCCGGCCGCCUCGACAUGCGCCAGGUGGAGCGCACCGUGCACCGCCUCAUCAGUUCCGGCAUGGCCAUGCACGCGCCGGCGAGCCCCUACCACGGCUUCAUCUACGUCGCCUUCCAGGAGCGCGCCACCUCCAUCUCCCACGGCAACACGGCGCGUCAGGUCCGCGCGCACGGCGACGCCGCGCUCGCGCGCAUCUGCGGCGCCAUCGCCGCCGACGAGAAACGGCACGAGGCGGCCUACACCCGCGUCGUGGCGAAGCUCUUCGAGGUGGACCCGGACGCCGCCGUGCGCGCCAUGGCGUACAUGAUGCGGCGCCGCAUCACCAUGCCGGCCGCGCUCAUGGACGACGGCCGCGACGCCGACCUCUUCGCGCACUACGCCGCCGCCGCGCAGCAGGCCGGGGUGUACACCGCGUCGGACUACCGCGGCAUCCUGGAGCACCUCAUACGCCAGUGGCGGGUGGAGGAGCUGUCGGCGGGGCUGUCCGGCGAGGGGAGGCGCGCGCGGGACUACGUCUGCGCGUUGCGGGAGAAGAUCCGGAGGAUGGAGGAGAGGGCCCAUGACAGGGUGCGAAAGGAGCCCACCCCGGUCCCGUUUAGCUGGAUCUUUGAUAGGCCUGUCAGCGUCGUGCUCCAUUGAUUCAAAGAAACCCGAACUGUCCACAUACCAGUACCAGUGUACCACCAUUGCUGCAGCGAGUGUGGCAGCUCGAGGCGAGAAGCUACAAUAUAGAAUAUGUUUCAUGGCACCGUCUUCUUGCGUAGGACAUGUAUUUAUAUCUUUCUAAAAAAUGGACAUGUAUUUGUUUUUUUAUUG